UAAGCAAAAGAUGUUGCAUUCUUAUUUUCAUCCAAGUUACUAGGGACAUUGGGCUUGCAACGAAGAAUUUUCUUAUUCAUGUUAGGAAUAUGGUGUCUUGGUCAUAGGGAUUUCUUUUUCCCCAAUUAAAAGCAAGAAUAUUCUUUUUUUAAACAUCUGGUAAAUCAGUUUAAUUAAUAUGCAAGAUCUUUAAUAUAUAGAGUUCCUUAGGACUGGAUGGGAGCAGUAAGGCCCUUUAUUUGUUCCUUCUCUCUUUUGACCAUCUCUUAUUCUGCUUAAGACCUCCUUGAAUUGGCCAUUCAUGUAUAGAUUAUGUGUGUCAAUAUUUUAUGGAUGAAAUAGAUAUAUGUUCUUACUCCUUAUUGACUUUCACAUUCCUUGAUCAGUUGGCUCAGAAGAACCCCAAGGUUGAAGCCUUUCUUCAGGACAAGCACUUGGAGCACAACCUUAAGAAAACUCACUUGACCCUUGCCCACAAGAGAAGUCAUGGCGUUACAGCGGUAGCAAGUUAUGGACUGUUUCUCAAUCAGAAGGUCCCAGUAGAAUUGACUGCACUUCUCUUCACAGAUAAAAUGGCUGCCCUAGAAGCACAACCGGGUUCUGUUGAUGGCGAAAAAGUAGUAUCAAAAAAUGAGUGGCCGCAUGUUACCAUAUGGACCGCAGAGGGAGUAGCACCCAAGGAAGCCAACACACUGCCUCGAUUGUUCUCAGAGGGGAAAGCAACUCGUGUUGAAUUCAGUCCGCCCAUCACCAUAUCGGGCACAGUGCAAUUUUAUUGAGUUCAAUUUUUUUUUUCACAAAUUGGAUUUGAAGCUUAGUUUUUUUUGCUGCUGAGAAGUAGUUUGUAUAGGCAAAAACAAGGUAAAUAUAAAAUUGAAUUUUCUUUUAUGUUUGUAUCACUUAACUGCUACUUGAAAAAUUAAAAUUUUAAAAAUAAACAACGACUUCAAUUAGAAGAUGAAAUAUUUUCCAAAAAAAAAAAAAUUAGGAGCUGAAAUAUGCAUUCAUUUCAUCAACCAGCUCUUGCCUGGAGUCUGCCUUUCUGCUCAUUCUUUUCUUGGUCUCU
Messenger RNA from Hevea brasiliensis (rubber tree), 1066 nucleotides. RefSeq names its product tRNA ligase 1-like. Gene Ontology annotation, molecular function: ATP binding; RNA ligase (ATP) activity. Lineage: Eukaryota; Viridiplantae; Streptophyta; Magnoliopsida; Malpighiales; Euphorbiaceae. The coding region runs from base 330 to 779 and encodes 149 amino acids. Gene Ontology annotation, biological process: tRNA splicing, via endonucleolytic cleavage and ligation. The record is from RefSeq and is a predicted model, not a curated record. The transcript has a single exon.